Teleopsis dalmanni is the source of this 977-nucleotide messenger RNA. RefSeq lists its product as uncharacterized. The transcript has 6 exons. The record is from RefSeq and is a predicted model, not a curated record. Lineage: Eukaryota; Metazoa; Arthropoda; Insecta; Diptera; Diopsidae. The coding region runs from base 196 to 948 and encodes 250 amino acids.
AAAAGAAUUAAAGCACGAGAAUCUUCUUCAGCAAGUUGUCUUCAGUGUGAAUGCGACAUAUUCCUACUCCGCUGAGUCUUAUAAAAACGUUGAUGCUAAGCUGAGAAUAUUAUCAUUCACUUAGUUACGUUCAAAACGUACAGUUGUUAAAUUUAUUUAUAAUAAUUUGUUUAUUAAAUAUUUAAUUUAAACAAAAUGAAAUUCGUUUUAUGCCUUGCCGUCUUUGUAUUGGGAUUAGUUGCCUUCAGUGAAGCAGCUAUUGCUAGAGCCGUCUUCAAAAAUUCCGAUUAUCCCGGCAAAUGCGUGAUCGAUGCUAACACCGUGAUGUCACCGGGUCAAACCGGUAAAGCACCAAACCAUCCAUGUGCCGGUGUGACUUGCAUGGAGAACUCACACGUUGAAUUCAAAACUUGUGCCGCCGUGGCACCACCAAAAGGCUGUAAACUACGUGAUUUUGUCAACACUAACCGUUCCUAUCCCGAGUGCUGCGAACGAUCCUACGAUUGCAAUCGCAGUUUUGAAUCGAAUAUGACAUUCGCUGCGGAUAACCCACUGAAGAAAUUCAAAUAUUUCAUCAUUUACUUCUUAGUUUUGUUUAUGAGUAACUAUGUUGCUGGUUGGGUCGCUAGUGGAUUCUAUUAUAAUGAUUCUUACCCUGAACUAUGUUACAUCAGUGAAGAUUUCAUUUUAGAACCAGGUGAAACAGAAAAAAUGUCCAACUCAUGCUCCAUGAUUAGGUGCAUAGAUGAAAGCGGUUUUGCAGAAAUGUACGGAUGUGGCGCUGUUGCUCCACCCACUAAUUGCAAAUGGGGUGAUUAUAUUAAUAUUGAUGCACCAUACAGCGAAUGCUGUGCCAAAGAAGUGGUCUGUGAUAAUCCAGCAGAUAUGGAUGCUGCUUUGGAAUAUCAAAACACUAUUUACGAGAUGUUUAUAAAAGCAACGUAUUAAAAUUUUCAACAUCAACAUAUAUAUAAAUU